AGAGACAGGCAAAGGAAGGACCGAGCCCAGACCAAGAUCCAGUCUGUUGAUGGUUCCACCUGGGACCAAAGGAACCCAAAGGAAAAGAGAAGUGUUUCCAUUCCUCUGCCUCAUGCUAGGGUUCUGUAGGAGGAGGAGACAGAGAAGACUCAUUUUGCUGUUCCAUCUUGUGUAGACGUCUAAACAAUGUGUCUUUCUUGGAAGAAAAUGUCAAAGUCCCUAAAGAAGAUAGUGGAGGAGAGUCGUGAUAAGAAUAUCCCGGAGGUGGACAUGUGUGACAGAGGGAUAUCAAACCUGCUGGAUAUUCCUGGAUUGUUCACCUUGUCCAACAUAACCCAACUGGUCCUGAGCCACAAUAAGCUGAGUGGUGUGCCUCCUAACAUUGCAGACCUGAAGAACUUGGAGGUGUUGAACAUGUUUAAUAACCAGAUUGAGGAGCUUCCAACUCAGAUCAGUAGCCUUCAGAAACUGAAACAUCUGAACCUUGGGAUGAACCGGUUGAGCACUCUUCCACGAGGGUUCGGAUCUCUUCCGGCGCUGGAGGUUCUGGAUCUGACAUACAACAAUCUGAAUGAGUCCUCACUGCCCGGAAAUUUCUUUUACCUCACCACCCUGCGGGCGCUCUAUCUCAGUGACAACGAUUUUGAGAUUUUGCCCCCAGACAUCGGCAAGCUGGCCAAGCUACAGAUAUUGAGUUUGAGGGACAAUGACCUCAUCUCUCUACCCAAAGAGAUCGGGGAUCUGACUCAGCUGAAGGAACUUCACAUUCAAGGAAACAGACUCACUGUACUGCCUCCUGAACUUGGUAACCUGGACCUGACAGGCCCAAAGCAGGUGUUUAAGGCUGAGAAUAACUCCUGGGUGAUUCCCAUAGCAGACCAGUUCCAGUUGGGCAUCUCUCAUGUCUUUGAGUACAUCCGCUCAGAGACCUACAAGUAUCUUUACGGGCGACACAUGCAGGCCAACCCCGAGGCGCCCAAAAAGAACGCCGACAAAUCAAAGAAGAUCAGCCGCAAGCCGCUGGCGGCCAAGAACAAGUGAAGAAGAGCUGAUCCGAGAUGAACCUCACUGCAUGUGCCUUCUCCGUUUGCUAUUUAUUCAUAAAGUAUGUUUUUUUUUAUUGCUUCAGUAUUACGUUAAUCGUUUCCAAUCCUUUCUUCCGUGUUUAAGAAGUGUCCUUCUUGUCCAAUGCCUUCAAAGUGUCAAUUCAGACCUGCGCCGGGUGCUAAUCCGAUUUCUGAACACGUGUCUGUUGCGUCUCUCGAGUGUUGUCCUAGUCAAGAUGAGGGGAGCGGGGAAUUUUUGGGAGGUGGUGACGAGUCGAGUGUUUUGUAACCGAACAGGGAUUUAGCAGGAGUUUGGGGGUCUUAGUGGAGUCUGAGCAGGAUUGUGUCGGGUCUCCGGCGGGACACCGCCGACCGCUUUCUCUGCCUCUUAAUGACAGAUAUGAAUGGCUGCAAACGGGAGUUUCGGAUGGUACACAGCAGAUACCAGACACAAACACCCCGGUGGCCAUUUGAGAGGGUCAACAAGAUAUCGUAACAAACCACAGAUGGUGUUCUUUGAAGCGAUUGGCCAUUGUUUCUUACUGUGUAUUCAAGUUAACAUGACAGUGCCACUUUUUACAGAACUACGUAGAGUAGCGUUUGGGGUUAAUCAUUCAACAAUAGUUGUCAUUUCUGCUGUCAUCGUUCACUACAGAUUGCGUACACUAACAUCAUGUAAUUCUGCAAAGCUUGGCUGAUUUUAAGUUUGACUUUUUUACGGAUGUGUUAUUGUUUAUUUUAAAAAAAGGUCACGAGCUGUUUCAUUGCAAUCACGUUUAAAGUUUUAAUAUUUUCAUAUCUUUUAUCAUGUGCACACUGAUCUGUGUGCUAUGUACUGAAUUUUUUGACAUUGAAAUAAAGUCACCAUUCGGUUUUUCAUUC
Molecule: messenger RNA, 1928 nt
Organism: Pimephales promelas (fathead minnow)
Lineage: Eukaryota; Metazoa; Chordata; Actinopteri; Cypriniformes; Leuciscidae
Gene: rsu1
Product: Ras suppressor protein 1
Cellular component (GO): cytoplasm
Molecular function (GO): protein binding
Source: RefSeq, a predicted model, not a curated record